AUGCUCGCGUCAUCGCUCCUCUACGGUCUGUUGGUCGCCGCUUCCUGGGUCGACGCUGCCUCGCCCAAGAAGCAGAUCAAGUACGAAGUUGUCACGGGCAUCUUCCAGCAAGACGAAACUAGCACCGAUCCCAGCACUUUCGACUUCAUCAAGUCCAACUUCGGCCUCAUCAACCGCACAUACCCCAGCGACCCCAAGACCCCCGACAGCAAGUAUGCUACACAAUGGCAGCGUCUGAACAAGUACAUCAAGUACCUGAAUAAGGAGAAAAAGACCCGCUACUCACUGCUGUUCCUCGGUCGUCACGGUGAAGGCUUCCACAACGCCGCUGAGUCCUUCUUUGGCACUCCAGCCUGGAACUGCUACUGGUCCGAGCUUGACGGCAAUGGUACCGUCACCUGGGCGGAUGCAAAGCUCACUCAGAGCGGCAUCAAGCAGGCUCAGGAUGUCAAUGCCUUUUGGCAGCACCUGAUCAACGAUGAAAAAAUCACUCCUCCGGACUCGUACUACACCAGCCCACUCUAUCGCUGUCUAGACACCGCCAAAAUUACUUUCACUGACCUGGCGCUGCCUAAGAAGUCGCCAUUUGUGCCUGUUGUAAAGGAGUUUCUGCGCGAAGGUAUUAGUGCGCAUACCUGCGACCGCCGCAGCAGCAAGUCGUACAUCCACCAAAACUUCCCCAGCUUCGAGUUCGAACAGGGUUUUGCCGAGCACGACCCCUACUGGAAGGAACUCACAGCCGAGCCUUCGGCCGCGCAGGAUAUUCGCUCCAAGGCUGUCUUGGACGAUAUCUUUAGCAGUGAUGACGCCACAUACAUCUCCAUUACCGCGCACUCUGGCGCUAUCGGCAGUUUGCUGCGAGUACUUGGCCACCGCGUCUUCAGGCUUGCGACUGGUGCUGCUAUCCCAGUUUUGGUCAAACAGACGACGCCCACUGGCGACGCGCCGGCCACUACCACUGUGCCUUGGAACUCGCAGGCAACGUGCACUGCGCCACCCACAAUCCGCGAUUCGAGCUGUAACGAUUGCUCGUGCUGUCUUUGA
Messenger RNA from Boeremia exigua, 1044 nucleotides. RefSeq names its product histidine phosphatase superfamily. The transcript is spliced from 2 exons. Gene Ontology annotation, cellular component: cytoplasm. Gene Ontology annotation, molecular function: phosphatase activity. Lineage: Eukaryota; Fungi; Ascomycota; Dothideomycetes; Pleosporales; Didymellaceae. The coding region runs from base 1 to 1044 and encodes 347 amino acids. The record is from RefSeq and is a predicted model, not a curated record.